Mytilus trossulus (common blue mussel) is the source of this 2855-nucleotide messenger RNA. RefSeq lists its product as uncharacterized. The transcript has 9 exons. Lineage: Eukaryota; Metazoa; Mollusca; Bivalvia; Mytilida; Mytilidae. Gene Ontology annotation, molecular function: protease binding; death domain binding. Gene Ontology annotation, biological process: regulation of apoptotic process; signal transduction. Bases 40 to 2808 code for a protein of 922 amino acids. The record is from RefSeq and is a predicted model, not a curated record.
AGACUUCUCCGCUCUGAAUGUACUAAAGGAAAUUAUGAAAUGGUAAUAGUACCUAUAGACUUGUGGGAUUUUGGUGGACAAAAAGUCUACCAAAUGACUCACCAGCUAUUCAUAACUAGUAGGGGAACAUUUCUGCUGAUAUUCAAUGGUAGCAAGGAAAUUAAUGAAGAAAUACCAGAUUAUACAGAACUCCCCGGAUGUCAGGGACAAAGAAAUACAGCAGUUUACCUGGUACAUUGGGUUAAUUCUGUCCUAACAUAUUGUAAGACAUUGACACACAACGAAGAGUAUCCAAAAAUAAAAUUUGUUGCGACCCACAAGGAUCAAGUCAAAGGUGAUGUAGAGGAGCAGAGAUGUUCAUUGGAAAACUCAAUCGAAGAACUCUUUCAAAACCAUGGAGGUAAAAAACAUCUUCAAUACAAACCACUUAUCUUUGUUGAUGCAAGAAACAAGGAAGACGAAGAACUAGCCACAUUAAAGAAACAGUUGGUUGACGUUGCAUUAGACCAUCCUCGCUGUGGGGAACUGAUGCCGACCAAGUUUGUACCCCUGGAACUUCAAUUGGCCAAAAUGGUAGAGAAAAACAAGAAAAUACUAACUAUGGAUGAACUUGAUGACAUAAACAAACAAAAUGAGCAAUCAGCAUUAAGUCCUAAUCAGUUAAAGAAGUUUCUGAAGGUUAACCAUGCCCUGGGAAAACUGAUCUACUUUGACGUAGCUUGCCUGAGAGAUAAAGUUAUAAUAGAUCCUGUGUUUUUGGUGGAUGUACUACGUUCGAUCGUCACUGAUGAACAGUUCUGGCCGGAAUAUCUCAAAGAAAUCUUAAAAGCUCUAAAAGAAAGCGGGAAAUUGUUUAUACAGGAUGUAUUUGAAAUAUGGAAGCAGAAGUGUUUUCGAGAGAUAUUAGAUCAUAAAGAUUAUAUGGUAGAAAUGUUAGUUCAUUUGGACAUAAUUUGUAGACAAAAAAGCGAUGACGAAAUAUCAGAUUUUUUCUUGGUGCCAUGCAUGAUUAGUACCAAAAGAGAAGAGAGCCAACAGAUAGAGCUUGACAGAAGCAUCCAUCUGGCUUAUAUGUUUAAGGAAGAAGUUGUACCACCUGCUAUUUUGUACAGAUUCAUUGCCACCUUCAUUUCAAUGUGGAAGUUACGGGUCAGUGAAAGUUCCAGUCGUCUGAUGAUCUUUACAGACAGUGCUGAUGUAACCAUCGAUAGAUACCACGAUAUGAGAUUUGACAUCCGGGGAAACAGAUUUAUAGUUUCUCUCACACACAAGGACAACAAAGUUUCCAUUGUAUCAACAAUUGCAUCUACAGUCCAGGAAUGUCUCACACAUGCUAUCACAAACAUUUCCAAUUUCUAUUUCUCAGUUUCAGAGGAUUCUGCUUGUACUAGAGAUUUACCGUUUAACAUUCAGAUUGGUAUUGUUUGUGGAACAGAACUUUGCUUUUUUGACCAUACAUUGUCAUCCAAGGAGGAAUGGACAUGCCCAGAGCACAAUAGAAAGCACAUGACUAAUUUAGUGUCAAAAUGGUUUGCAGACAAGUUUCCUACAGAAGGUGACAGAUGCCCUGAAGAUUGUUCAGGCUUAGACAAUGUAUGGUUAGAGCGUUGGCCUGAGGACAAACAUAUUGGACGUCUAGCAUCUAAAAUGACGGGUUCAGACACACGGAAAAUAUAUAUGCGUUUGAAGGAAAAAGAACCAGCUUUGUCGUGGGAAAUUAUCAACGAAUCACACCAAAGAGGAGGAUUUGAUAUAAAGAUGUAUGCUUUAUAUGAUUGGAAGAAGAGUACCCAGUAUCCCUUAUUUAAAGAGCUUGAACGUAGUCUGAAGGAGGAAGAAAUAGAUAUUCACAAACUGUGCCAGAUUACAAGAGAAGUUCAAAAGGAAUUCGACCAACCAAAAGAAAGAUUGAUACGCAGACCAUCAACUUCCAAUAUACAGAAACUACCUGAUCAUAUUGGUAAUCAAACAUUCCAGCUAGGAAUAGAACUUGGACUUUCUGUUGUUCAGCUGCAACAAAUUGCAAUGAACCAUGUAAGAAAUCUUCGUAGCCAAACAGAGGAGGUCCUUAAAACAUGGCGGAGACUACCAGAAGCUACAUAUGAAGUUUUAACGAAGGCUCUUCAUCGCCUUGAUUUAUCUAGUGUUUUAGCAUACUUAACAUAUGACGUAGGACAAGAGGAACAAGUUGAAGAUAAAAUCGUACACGACAUAGUCAUCAGCCAGAUUUUAGAUUAUAUGAUGACACAUUUGGUGAUAUCACUAGAUGACAGGCGGAGCAUUGAACAACAUGCUAGGCAAGAUGACCAGAAUAAAGCUUUGCUUUAUGAAGUAAAUACAAGGGGAGAACCUACGUAUACUGUGUUCGUUGAUGCACUCCGAACAAGUGGAUACACAGAUCUAGCAAAUGAAUUGAAAUGUAAUUCACAAGAAGAGGACUCCAGCAUAUUAUUAGUAAAUGAUGAAAAUAAAGGCUUGUCAAAGUGGACAGUUCCGAUGUAUAAAGUUCGUCUACAAAAGAACUAUUCAAAGAUCAUUGACAGCAUACAGCAUGAGAAAAUAGUCGAUCAUCUGAUAUCACAUGAUGUGUUGACCAUAGCUGAUAGUCAAAUGAUAAAUGCCUGCCCAGCACAGAUACAACAGAACAGGAAAUUAAUCGACAUACUUUUGCACAGCAGUGAAAAUGGAUUUCUUGAAUUCCUCAACGCUCUUCGAGAAGACUCUGUAUAUGCAGAACUGGCAGAUGAAAUAGAAAACACAACUGUUUUAAGCAGAGAUAUAUCAACCUAUCGGAGUUGUUUCAAAUGAACUACAAGGUUAAAUGUAUAUAUUUUCAUGGUAAAUAUGCUGGCUUA